Plenodomus lingam JN3 is the source of this 276-nucleotide messenger RNA. The record is from RefSeq and is a predicted model, not a curated record. Lineage: Eukaryota; Fungi; Ascomycota; Dothideomycetes; Pleosporales; Leptosphaeriaceae.
AUGGCAGGGCCACUGUUGUUGACAGCAUUGGUAAAUUCGGUGGCAUUAUUUCAAACACGCGAUACCCUUAGUGCACGUGGUGAUGAGGAAGGCGAGAGGAAAAGCCAAACGCAGAACAUUGCACUUGUCUUGCUCGGUUUUGAUGGAUGCUCACACCUAUCAGCCUUAGAAACAUCAACAUUAACAAAGAUGACGUUUUCACAAGCGGCAAAUUUGCAUGUAUCAAAAAGCUUCCCGUUCGCUCAGCUGAACUUAAGCAGUGUACCGGCGGAUUAG